CUUACUGUAGGCGGUUCAGAAGUAGCAUCCCUGGUCUGUACCUCCUGGAGGCCAAUAGCUCCCACUCGGUUGUUACAACUAGAAGUUUCUCAAAUAGGGAGCAAGAUCUCCCCUGGUUGAGAAUCACUGCUGUGGAGAUAGUCAUUCCAGCGCUUUGGAUCAGAGGGCUCCACCUGCCAAACUGGUGCCCUGGCUCAGAAGAUUAUUUGAUGAACUUGUUAAAAAUAGACUCCCAGCCUUCUCCAGCUUCCCAGUUGAUUCAGUGUACACCCUGGUCUGGGAACUGCUGCUUAAGGCUUUUACAGAUCCAGACAUUUAACGUGGAUGCACCAUGCCAGACCGUGGAAGAUUUAACGAAUGGGGUUGUGAUGGCCCAGGUUCUUCAAAAGAUAGAUCCUGCGUAUUUUGAUGAAAAUUGGUUAAACAGAAUCAAAACUGAAGUAGGAGAUAACUGGAGGCUGAAGAUAAGCAACUUAAAGAAAAUUUUGAAAGGAAUCCUGGAUUACAAUCAUGAGAUUCUAGGGCAGCAGAUCAAUGACUUUACCCUUCCCGAUGUGAACCUGAUCGCAGAGCAUUCCGACGCCGCAGAGCUGGGAAGGAUGCUUCAGCUCAUUUUAGGCUGUGCUGUGAACUGCGAACAGAAGCAAGAGUACAUCCAAGCCAUCAUGGUGAUGGAGGAGUCUGUUCAGCAUGUUGUCAUGACCGCCAUCCAGGAGCUGAUGAGUAAAGAGUCUCCUGUGUCUGCUGGGAAUGAUGCCUAUGUUGACCUUGAUCGCCAGCUGAAGAAAACUUCAGAAGAACUAAAUGAAGCUUUGUCGGCCAAGGAGGAAAUUGCUCAAAGGUGCCAUGAGUUGGAUCUGCAGGUCGCAGCGCUGCAGGAGGAGAAGAGUAGUCUGUUGGCAGAGAACCAGGUAUUAAUGGAAAGACUUAAUCAAUCAGAUUCUAUAGAAGAUCCUAACAGUCCAGCAGGAAGGAGGCAUCUGCAGCUCCAGACUCAGUUAGAGCAGCUCCAAGAAGAAACAUUCAGGCUUGAAGCAGCCAAAGAUGACUAUCGAAUACGCUGCGAAGAGCUGGAGAAGGAGAUCUCUGAACUUCGGCAGCAGAACGAUGAACUGACCACUCUGGCAGACGAUGCUCAGUCUCUGAAGGAUGAAAUAGAUGUUCUUAGACAUUCUUCUGAUAAAGUGUCUAAACUAGAAGGCCAAGUAGAAUCAUACAAGAAGAAGCUAGAAGAUCUAGGUGAUUUGAGGCGGCAAGUUAAGCUCUUAGAAGAAAAGAAUACUAUGUAUAUGCAGAACACAGUCAGUCUAGAGGAGGAGCUGAGGAAAGCCAACGCGGCUCGAAGUCAACUCGAGACGUAUAAGAGACAGGUAGUAGAACUGCAAAAUAGAUUAUCUGAAGAAUCGAAGAAAGCCGAUAAAUUAGAUUUUGAAUAUAAGCGGCUAAAAGAAAAAGUUGACAGUCUUCAAAAAGAAAAGGAUAGGUUGAGAUCGGAAAGGGAUUCUCUGAAGGAAACCAUUGAAGAGCUUCGCUGUGUUCAGGCUCAAGAAGGACAGCUCACAACUCAAGGGUUGAUGCCUCUGGGAAGUCAGGAGUCUUCAGACAGUCUUGCAGCAGAGAUCGUCACACCGGAAAUCAGGGAGAAGCUCAUUCGUCUUCAGCAUGAGAAUAAGAUGUUGAAAAUCAACCAGGAGGGUUCUGACAACGAGAAGAUCGCCUUGCUGCAGAGCCUUCUGGAUGACGCCAACCUCCGCAAGAACGAGCUGGAGACGGAGAACAGGCUGGUGAAUCAGAGACUCCUGGAAGUACAGUCGCAAGUGGAAGAGCUACAAAAAUCUUUACAAGAUCAAGGCUCAAAGGCAGAAGAUUCAGUUCUUCUAAAAAAGAAGCUUGAAGAGCAUCUAGAGAAGCUGCAUGAAGCCAAUAAUGAGCUGCAGAAGAAGAGGGCCAUCAUUGAAGAUCUUGAGCCAAGAUUUAACAACAGCUCCUUAAAAAUUGAAGAAUUACAAGAAGCUUUACGGAAGAAAGAAGAGGAAAUGAAGCAAAUGGAAGAACGAUAUAAAAAAUACCUAGAGAAAGCCAAAAGUGUUAUCCGUACUUUAGAUCCUAAACAAAAUCAAGGAGCAGCACCAGAAAUACAAGCUCUUAAAAAUCAGCUCCAGGAACGGGACCGGCAAUUCCAUUCAUUGGAGAAAGAAUAUGAGAAAACAAAGAGUCAAAGAGAGAUGGAAGAGAAAUAUAUUGUCAGUGCCUGGUACAACAUGGGGAUGACUCUGCACAAAAAGGCGGCCGAAGACAGGCUUGCCAGCACAGGGUCGGGGCAGUCGUUCCUGGCGAGGCAGAGGCAGGCCACCAGCACGCGCCGGUCUUACCCGGGCCACGUCCAGCCGGCCACCGCAAGGUAGACGAGUCCCGCCGCUGGGAUCAAAACACCCGCGUUCAACACACACUUCUGUUACAUGUAACGGCGUUUCAGGAAAUUCAGCCCGCUUGUAUUUCGUCUCUAUUUUAUGUUACCAUUUACUUGUCUCAUUUGAGGACUUUCUCUCUUCUAUAUCUGUAAUGUUUUAGUUUCUCAGUCCUUUAUUUUGUAGUCCUUUCGGUUCCUUUUAAUGUGCCAAAAAAUCUUUUUAAAUGCCCAAUUAAACGUGUUGUAUAUUAGUGUAGUACUUUCCUUUGUACGAAAAUGUCCUUUCCCCAAUGGUGUAGGCUUUGUAAUGAAUUAGAUUUUCUGCCAAUAAUUGAUAUACAGUUUAUAUUCUUUAUCGUGCCUCUGUGUUACCAUGCUUUCUAAGAAUGUCUUUGUUUAAAGGGAAUUAAUCUUUUUAUGAUGUAUUAAUCUGUGUUUUCAAUUGUUUUCCAAAUGCACUUCAAAUAACUUACAUAUUUACUAUAUAAAAUGGUUGGCAAGUGCACUUUUUGCAAAGACAUAAAUACAUAGGCAGAGGUGCUAAUCAGCUGUCACCGAAGGCCCCUGAGAGAAUUAUUUAGAGGGAAAAAACGAGUUUUCACAUUGUUUUAUAGGAAAUUAAAUUUGUCUGAAGAUUUGGAAACUAUUUUUAAAACAUAAAUAGAAUUUCAUUAUUUCCUGCUAUCUUGUUUGCUGGCAGAAGUGAAUGUGUUGGUUAGGCUAUUCGAGGAGAAGUUACAGAAGAAAAAAAAUCAGGCAGUACAUUCUUUUUUUUUUUCUUUUUCUUGUUUUGGAAUAUCACAGUAACUGAGGAUCAGAUUCUAGCAAUGGGGCUAACACUGAAUUUCAACCACCCUCCAUGUCUCAAUGAUUUAUUUUUUAUAUACUUACGAGUCACAGGUAGCCUUACCUUCGGGGUAAUUCCCUUGCUGACUUGCACCUCAUUUGUCUUAUUCCUUAAUAUUGACCCUUCUGUUUCUCACUAAUUCCUAAUACUUAACAUCUUAAUACCAGUCAUUAAGAUCAGUAAGUGACUUCCUGUGUGUGAUGUUUAUGACAGGUCUGUUUCUUAAUUCUGUGGAUGAGUCUAAGAAUUUGCUGCUGAGUAGAUUCUCUCUCUGGUAUUUGGUUGCCCCAAAGUGCUUACAUUUGUUGACAGAUUAUUAAACUGUUUAUUUACGUUGAUGAAUGGCUGUCAAGUAACAAGAGAUCGUGAAGCACUUUGACUAUAUAAGGUGCUAUAUAAAUGCAAAAUAUCAUUCAUUUGAACAUGAAAUGUCUCUGGCUCACUUUCCAUAUUGGUUUAAAUAUUUGGCCCCAAAUUAUAUUAAAUAUAUUCCCCUCCAGCCUUUCUCUUGCACCACAGCCCAUUUUUUAAAAGCAAAAAUUUACUGAAAUUAGGUUGAUCGUUUGUUCGGUUUUGGUUUUAGAUAGGUUACCUAUUAAGAAGAUUCUAUUUCAUGUACUUGCUGUUUGGAAGUUCAGGUUUCAUUUAGUUUUGUACAUUAAAUAUAAAUGAGUAACUUUAAAUCAAGCUAAAUGUACCUAAGAAUUCUCAGAAACUUUAUUUGGAUGUCUGAUUUUAAAUCCUUAUUUCCUUUUUUUAAAGAAAAUGGUGUUUUCAUUUGUCCUCAGAAACUGUACCUGGAGAAGGGUAUUAGAAUGUAUGCAGGAGUGACUCUAUGCCUUGAGCUAAUUUUUUACAUUAAGUACAGAAGUCUGAGCUCAGUGUGAAUGCCUCCGCCUGUUAAGAAGAAAAGCAGGAGGAGUUAGUAGGAAAGGACAGAACCACGUGAGUAGGUACAUCCUGGGACUUCUGGAGGCUGGGCAGACCCAAGCACAUGGAAUGUGUUGACAAUAAAAGAUUAAAAUCUAAGAUGGUUCAGCCUCUCCCACCCCCACUACGUCCCAUCCCCUUAUUUCACAAAUUAGAGAACAGAUCCAACUGGUUUUUUUUUGUUUGUUUUUGUUUUUUUGUUUUUUUUUUGAUCCAACUGUUUUAAAAUAAGGCAUGAACACUAACCUCGGUAAAAUUGAAAUUACUGGUAAAUACACCAACAGAAUAAGAUAGACUAAAACCAGAGUCCCUGAACUGUUUCUUACGUGGAUUCUAUCCCAAGAGAUGAGGAAUUUUCCUUUUAGUUCUCUAUUUACUAGCCCCGUCCUGGCCUCCUACCCACCCACCUACUCAGAUUUGUUUCUCUGCAUGGGAAAGUGCCAAGCUCCUGGAAGGAAAUUUUCCAUCCCAUUUUUCUUCAGCAUCCCAUUAUUUUGGUGUUUACAUUCAUAACCUUCACUCACCUUUACAGCAGGCUUAAGUUUUAGUAUAUCGCUUUCAUUCCAUAGUAGAAAUGUUAUUUCUAAACACUGUGUGAUGUUUUUUGAAAAGCAGGAAUAAAGCUGCACUGUCCCAGUGAGAUCCCUGCUUCCUUGGCCCAGCUUUUGGGCAGGGUUUGAUGAAUUUCUCUUUCCCCAGUGAUGAUUAUUAAUCUCUAGGAGGUUUGUGCCAAUGCACAAUCUCUCUGCAAGUUGCGAGACAGUGGGUGCCUCACGUAGGCGGGAGCCGAGCUGGGCCAUGCUGGACAGAUGCCCACGCACAGUGGCUCCGUGAAGCCCACGCUCCCUGGGGCAGUGAAGCCAGUUCUGACGCACCAUGGAGUCAGCACAGAGUUACUGUGUUAAGGGUGGGGCAAGGGGUCACCCCAGGUCUGAAUUCUUCUAAACAAAAACCUUAUUUUCUGUUUUCCUUCUAACCAGGGUGAGAAAAUACAAACUUAGUAACGAAAGACCACAACAGCAUACAUUUUAUAUUCUGCAGUGUGUAUUUAACAAGUUUGUAAUGGGGGGAAAAAAUCCAGCAAAUAUUAUAGUUUACCGCAUCUUCAAAAGAGAAUAAAGAAUACAGUUGUACAUAUCUUAAGAGAACGCAUACAAACUCCAUCAUAUCUUUUUAGUAUUUGUCUGAUUACCUAAUAACCAAGAAAAAAAGAAGUCCCAAAAGAAAAGCUCCAUUUUCUUUCUUUUUCUUUUUUUUUUUUUUGGCCACGCCACGUGGCAUGUGGGAUCUUAGUUCCCCAACCAGGGAUUUGAACCUGUGUCCCCUGCACUGGAAGCAGGAGAGUCUUAACCACUGGGCCACCAGGGUAGUCCCAAGGCUCUGUCUUCUAAACACUGAUCAGGAUUGAAUUAUUUCUGUUUGAUAAAACUGGCUAGUGAGAUGAUUUCCUUAUAAUAAGGAUGAUCUUGUCAGCUGUUGUUUUGUCAGGGUCUUACUGCUUUGUCUGUGUAGUGACAGCUCAACUGCAUAAACCUAAGCUAAAUGUUUCCAGUCAGAGGCAUCCGCCCACACCGAUCCGCAGGCCUCAGGAAGGCACGCGAAUCUGUGCUGUUACAGACAGACCAGCAGUCGGAGAUGUGAGGGGAAGUGGGGUUUAAGUUGAAAGAGAGGUACAUUUUUAUUUAUGAAUUCUUUUACUCACACUUCCUUCUCAGUUGCAGUUUUAUUUAUUCACAUCUAAUGAUAGAAGAUAUUUUUUGGAGUCUCUUGCUCUCUGACCAACAUUCAUCUUUUAAAGAUAACAACACCCUGUUAAAAGUUUGAAAAUCUUUAUCCCGAUAUAAGAAUUGUCUUGAAGCAAAAUUCUUAAUUUUUGAACUUAUCCUGACUUCCUGCAUUGAAUCUCCAGUGGUCCAGAUCUCAGGCUCCGGGAGCAUUAGAACUUUCCCCAGUUGGAACACGUGAGGUUUAUCUGACAAAGCACUGGUAACCCAGAUAGUAUAAACCUCAUUAUUUGAGAGCCUUCUGGAUAAGAACGUCUGUGACCCUAAAGGGAGAACACAGUGCUUGUUUAGCUGAGAGCAAAACAGCAACAUGAGUUUUGUUGUCUGUUCCUUAAGCUGUGGACGCACGUUUUGACUUUUUAUCCUCAAAUUACAAAGUGACUCUGCCUAGAAAUGGCUGUGGAACUGAUGGAGGGGUACAUUUCUCAGCAGUGAUGUCUGUGUGGUACCCCGCAGGGUAGGAACAAAAUAAGAGGGGAUCUCAGAAUCUUUGAAAAUUAUUUUUGCAUGCUUCCCCCCCCCCCCCACCUUUUUAUAAUGAUCAUCUCUCUCCCUCUAGUUCCAACUGUCAAAAUGGCAGCUCAUUUUAGUAGAUAUACAGCCCAGUUUCACUACAUUUAGAAAGAAGUUUCAAAAAAAAAAAGAGCAAUUUCAGAGCUUAUUCUUUGUAGCUAUAAUGAUUCAAGUAUUUUGUAUCAUGACGUUUUUAUAUGAGGGAGGCUAUUCUCUGUGUGUCUGUCAUCGUUUUUUACUUUCUAUAAAGCAUAUUUAAAUAAUAAUUGGUGUAUGUUCAUUUUAUUGAAAAAUUUGAAAAUGUUUUAGUGACCAGUUUAAGCAUGGUAAUUUUAUUGUUCUUAAGUUGUGCAAUAAAUAAUGUUUAUUUCUCAGAAGCCUAAAAAACAUAAAAUAAUUUGCUACUGACACAGCUACCCCUCCCCAUCCCCCUAAAUCGUGGAAGUGUCAAAAUUUUGCUCCUGUUUUUUCAUAAAGUGAAGGACAGGGCAGGUGUGAUGACCUCCAUCUCUUUUCAGUCACUGAUUAUGUUCUUGAGAAAUAUGUACCAAUAAUUUGUUUUAAAACAGCCUUUUAUCAACCUAAUUUCCAUGUAUUUAUAAAUAUAAAAGCUUUAAAAUUUAUAUUUAAUGUUAUCCUGAAAUAUACUUGGAUUCUUCACACUGCACUUAACAUGAUAGAGAAGGGACAUUACUUGAGAAACAAGAGACCUGAACCUAAUUACGGCAAGUAUAUGAGUCUGGCAAUUGCGGCCUGACAGUGCUUCCCAAGAAUUCUGUUUCAGCAAUUAUGCCUCUCUCGUGUACUUUUCUGCCUUCUAACAUUUUCCAAUAAUAUCCUAUGAGAUAAGUUUGUAUGCUACCUGUAAGAGAGCAUAGAACUCUGAGAAAGUAAUCUAAGGCUGCCAAGGCAGAUCCAUUCCUAGAGAGUAGAUCGAUUAUCGGAAGACAAAAAGACCUAAUUAUAAACAAAUAUCCAAGCAGAUGGAAGUGCUGACACCAUUCAACCUACACUUGGUCUUAAUAGUAAUACUAAAGUAAUAGUUUACAUAAAAUCUUCUGACUUUAUUACAUGGUCAUUCUGUUAAAAAAAAAAAAAGAGUAGACAAAAAUAAUUUAUUUUCUAAUCGUCCUUCCUUUCUGUGGGCACUCACUGGGCACAGAUUAACAGUACAUGUUUGUGAGUGGAGAGGAAAGCAUCAGUUUUCAUCUUGAAACUGGUAACCCUUUACUCACUCUAAACUAGAUCUUUAAGACUGUGAAGAUAGGAUGGUGUGAUGAGAUGAGACCUCUCUGGUGACUGAAACUCACUACCAACUUCCUAGCAGUAACCUGGCUCUGCUGAUGUGUGCGGUUUACAAACCGUACACUCAGUUUUAUGUCUACCUUAAUUAUACAUAGUGGCCCUGCAGAAAAUCUUGUUUAAAAUGAAGGCAAGAGUAGACUUCCUAUGUGCAUAUAUUCAAGGGGAGCCUUUGUGUACCUGGUAACAUGACUGCCAGGCUCUGAACUAGGUGUUCAGGGUCUGAUGAUGAAAUCAUCAGAGAAAGUGUGUAGGUAGCCUUGGAAUGUAAGGACGAUGGGGCUAUCAAAUACCCUAAGUUAUAUUGACUCAGAGCUUAAAAGGAUAAGUAAGUAUCAUGAGAAGAGCAAGCUCAGAGUGAGAAAAAUCACCAAAGCAUGCUGAGGCUUUAAUGCAUGUGGGAGACUUCUGAGCAGUCAUCAUUGCUUUAGAGAUCUCUUAACUGACAAAGGAAAAUAAUUAGAUUAGCAUUAAUAAGUAUAAAACUUAUAAAAGGGACUCGUGUUUGUUCUUGGUGUAAUUUGUCAGCCUGUGGACAGUGAUUACUGUAUAUACAUUCUAUAUAUGUAGAAUAUAUAUAUAGUGUGUUUAUUUUAUAUAUGUCACUAUUAGAGUUGAAUGUCUUAAUAUUAUUUACUACUUCUACUCACUUACGUAUUAUUUAUACUUUACUGCAAGACUCACAGCACUUUACUUACUAACAUUAGAUAAGUAUUUUCCUUCUACCUUUCUGUGGCAUUUUCCAUGUACAUCUUUUCCACUGGGGUUCUUUUCCUUCUUUUGGAAGACCACUAAGACAGCCGUAAAAGAUCGCCCAAAUAAAUGGGCUGUGCUCUCUUCCUGAAAUGUUUAAAGUCUGAUCUGAAGUUCUGAGUCUAGAACUCUAUCUGAAGCUGGGUUGGGGCUGCGAGUCAUUAAUUAUAUUUUAUAUUUCAUGUUAAUAAGACUCAUGAAGUUAAUACUUAUGAAGCCAAGGUCUCUCACAGACACACUUUAAACUCCUUGUUGCCUAGAGUUGCAUUAAUAAAAAGUGAACAGUCUUCUGGUUCAUCAGAAGAUGCUCUCACCUUUCAUUUACCUGUCUCCUAAAAUACAGACUGGCAAACUCUCCUUCACUUUCAUAGUUUCUUCAUCAUUGCAUGUACUCAGACACAAGAGAAAGAAAGCCAGACUCCAGGAGCUGUGAUGUCCAAGAAUCUGGGAAACGCUGGGAUUGAGGUGAUGGGAAAAAGCAGAUACUAACCAUGGCAGGAUGCUACAAAAGUGGUCUUAGUUCUGCUAUAACAUAUGCCUUAUGAACUUGGCCAUUUUCUUAAGUUCAAAUAUGACAAAGUUUCCAGCUUUUUUCUGUUGAGAGAUGUUUUGUGGAGUCAGGACUCUUUUCAUUUGUACUUGAAUAUAUUUGUAUUCAAAUCGUCAAAACAUACUGAAAUAUUUGUUGUUACAUAAACAUUAACACAGUGAUUACUGCCAAAGAACAGGGAGAUAUGCUCGUUAAGAACAUUCUCGUAAGAGUUUUGUCUUAUGUUUAGAUGAGAGAAGUGCUUUUAGAGCGUGAAUAGUUUCUGCAGUGCUUGCUUCUAUGUUACCCUCUGUUCUGCUGAUGUGCUCGGCGUGGGCAGGUCACCUGGAAGACAGCAGCACAAAUAGAGAAGGCUGGACUCCAACCUGUGAGAGGAGAGCCACUUCUUAUCCUCCCAGAGUAAAAAAAAAAAUUAAACACACAGUCACACUCACACAUGGGGACAGAACGUUGAAUGGAUAAAUCAUCUUCUACAUGUCUUGAGCAUCCUUUGGCUUCUUGCUAAUCUAUUUAAGAGCAGAUUCUAGACCUGCAUUGUCCAAUCCACUAGCCAAUUCACAGCCACAUGUGCUGGUUUAAAUUCAAGUAAAAUUAAGACUCCGGUUCCCCAGUCCCCCAGCCACAUUUCAUCAAAGGCCACCCGUGGAAAGCAGUUACUGUACCAGACAGCACAGAUCCAGAAUGCGUCCAUCAUUGAAGAAGGCGCUUUUGACAUUUGGUGCCCAAAGAAUAAGGAUGAAAUGAAGACGUUCAGUUAACUUAUGAUACACUUAUAGAUUUUUCUGGCAUCAUUAAAGAAAGAUAUUUUUUUUUAAUAAAAAUUAAUACCAGCCCUUUUUAAAGACCUUGAAAAAUCAAAACCCCAUUCUUUGAAACUAGUUUUCAAUAUAUUUUUUUAAACAGAAUCUUAGCACUUUACUUUUUAAGUGGUAUAAUUAAAUAACUUCAUAAAUCAUAACUUAGUAUCUUCAGGUUCUUCCCUUUUUUAAGUAGUCUUAAAAUUGAUGAUAGUUUCUAACACUUAGCCAGCAGAAACUGAUGAAUGCUUAUUUAUUUACAAGUAAAAGUUGAUAGACAACAUAGUCCUCUAUUCUUUUAAAUCUAUUCUGUUUCUUUUACAUCUAUAUAGAUCUAAGGAGAUUUGCCAACAGUUUUUUCAUUUCUGCCCCCAAAAUCACAUUUGAUCAUCUUUCACCUUAAAGGCAUAUCAAGAUCCAAAUAGUUUCUUUGAUUUUCUCCCUAGUCUCUUGCUCUUAACUACUUAGGUUAUGAAUCAAGUUAAGUUUCAUGUAUGAAGCAGAUUUUAUUCCAGCAACUUAGUUAAUGAAACAUUUUUUUUUAAGAUUUAUUAAUUGCCUUGGCUUAUUACUAAAGCGCUUAGCAUGACUCAACAGAUCUAUACAAAUGCAUCUUUGAAUUUUUUAACGAAUAGAAGAGACUAAUUGCAACUCUUUGGAGUCAGCUUGGUAUUUAGUGAAAACUGUACUGUCAGAAAGUCAGAUACUUUCCUCUGCCUUUUCAGUCUUUUUAAUCAAGCUGCAGACUUGAUCCAGUAGUGUCAAAUUACAAACAACUGUAAAGAAAUUCUUACUCAAGUACAGAUGGGCACAUGGCAUGAUUUGAGUUUAUUAUUUUUUGGUGGCCGAAUUUAAGUGUAUAUUCUGCAGAGACUCAUAGUCUUAGUUAAGGGAAAUUUUCAAGAUGCUUAAAAUAAGAAAGAACAUGCUAGUAUAAAUACAGGAAAUGACUGUACACAAAUGCCAAUCAACAAUUUGGGGCCUUUUAAUUUUUUUAAUAGUCUUAGUUAUUAAAAAUUCAAAUGCACUAAUAUGCCAUUGCUGUCACUAACUUUGCUGUUUACAGAUUAUAUGUAAUUCAUACUGCUUUGUGCUCAGAAGAAUAAUUUCCAGGUUUAAUCUUGUUUUGCAAUUUUGUGUUUUGAAAUUUGCCCCACCAUUUAUAACACCCACUUUUUGGUGGUGUGAUGAAUGGUAAAAUUCAAACAUAUCUAAUAGUUUAAUAAUUUGCCUUAUUUCAGUUAACAAAUUCUAUCAAAGAUUUGGGGAUAGAAAGAGGCUUUUUUUUUUUCCUACAGUAUUUUUUAAACUUUUCAGACGAGCUGGAAAACACUUUAGUACAUUAGAGUUGGAGUUGUAUUGGUUACAGUCCCAGCUCUAUAGCCUUAUACUCAUGUCUUAAGUAUUACUGAUUGUUCUAUGAAUUGUUAGUUUGAUAUUUGACAUUGUAGUUAUCCACCUUGCAGUUUAGCCUUUGCAAAAAGGAUAUUGCUAGGUAUGUUCUUAUUUCUGGUUGACUAUUGAAUUUGUAAUUUCACAAUUUCAUUCUGAGUCAUGAUAAUCCCAAAAGGAAACCCAUGUAGGACUAAAUUUUUCACCUCACAAAUGAAUCAGUGCAGUUUUAGCAACCUCAUACAUAAAUGCAUCCAAGCAAUGUCACACCUGUUUACCAGUCAUUGACUCUGUUAGAUUCAUGAGUUUUCUCACUGUUUCUCCGAGGUAAAUGACUUGUUAGAGAGCCUCAUUAAGAAAUUUUCACCAAAAUCACAAAAACACGAAGUCCAAGAAAUCACCAGAAGACAGAUUUUUAAUUUUUUGAAACCUUAUAUUGUAUUUCCUUUUGAUGUCACUUACUCAUUUUAAUUUUAUGACUGCCAACUUGUUAUGGUAUUAAUUAUAUGUAUAUGUUUAUAUGUAUGCAUAUAAUAUAUGUAUAUGUAUAUGAAGAAUAAAGUUAAGAUUUGGUCAAACUAUAUUUUCCCAUUCAAGUACAAAAAUGUUUUCAAGGCUGCAAAAAGUGUACAGUUGUUAAACAAGUUGUAAAUAAAGACUUGUAUAAAAAUUCA
This is a messenger RNA of Dama dama (fallow deer), 11952 nucleotides long. RefSeq names its product hook microtubule tethering protein 3 (gene HOOK3). Lineage: Eukaryota; Metazoa; Chordata; Mammalia; Artiodactyla; Cervidae. Gene Ontology annotation, cellular component: cytoplasm; centrosome. The transcript is spliced from 23 exons. Gene Ontology annotation, molecular function: microtubule binding; dynein light intermediate chain binding. Gene Ontology annotation, biological process: cytoplasmic microtubule organization; cytoskeleton-dependent intracellular transport. The record is from RefSeq and is a predicted model, not a curated record. The coding region runs from base 210 to 2405 and encodes 731 amino acids.